GCUACUCCGGAUUUCUCUCAGCUUUUCAGUGUGCGAUUUUGCCAGCUCUGCUACAAAAGCGAAAUAACGCUCAGCGGUAAAGUGUUAGCUGUGAAUGAUGCAAUAUGUGGGAAUUAACAAUCACUGACGCGUGCAUAUACACCGGCAUGUGUAAUGAUAAGCACAGAUGGCAAAGGCGCGUCUUUAUAAAAGGGCCGUACAAGGGAUGGAUGUACUCCAGUCGUAUUUAAAGUUUAGUGCGCCAAACAUAUGUGGGCAUUCAGCAAAUUCAAAUUGAAGAAAUCAUAACAAAAAUCAACAUUAUUAAAUAAAAUGUGUGGCAUAUUCGCGAUAUUUUCAAAAGAUGGUCAGCCCAUAGCACCAAGGGUCUUUCAUGGUAGUAUGCAUACUUUGCGAGAAAUUGCCUAUCGUCAAAGUGGUAAGCAACGACAUCGUGGACCAGAUGACACGGGUGUGAAAGUGCUACCGGAUGAUGGUGUAGUAAUGAUACAUGAACGUCUCUCUGUAAUUUGUGUGCAUUCAGGGCAUCAGCCGUUGGUUUCGGAAAGCGGCGAUGUGUUGUUAGUGGCAAACGGUGAAAUUUACAACUACCUUGAACAGUCGGCGGAAAUAGCAAAGAAGCGUGGACAUUACAAACCUAAAAGUGAUUGCAAUGUCAUUGUUGAGCUCUAUGAAGAGCAUGGCGAGCGAUUGUUGGACUAUAUCACCGGUAUGUUUGCAUUUGUGCUCUACGACAAACGCACGAAGAAUAUUCUGAUUGCUCGUGACCCUUUUGGCAUAAUACCGUUAUAUAUUGGUGAGGAUUCAGAUGGCAAUAUUUGGGUUGCUUCAGAAAUGAAAUGCCUAGUUGAAUUUUGCCCGAAAUUAGAACUUUUCAAACCGGGCGAGCUACGAGUUGGACAGGCUAAUAACUUGCAGCGUAAAAAAUAUUUCAAGGAGCAGUGGAUUGAGCAUAUACCAACACAAGAAGUAGAUUUGACAAUACUUCGCUCAAAAUUAGAAUCUGCUGUACGUUCCCAUCUGCAGUGUGAUGUUCCCUUUGGUGCGCUACUCUCAGGCGGCGUCGAUUCUAGUCUAGUGGCUUCGAUUGCGACAAAAUUACGUCGUGAAAGUAAUCCUAAAUAUCGAUUGAAAACUUUUUCAGUGGGUCUACGCAAUGCUCCUGAUUUCAAAGCGGCAAAACUGGUUUCUGAUUAUAUUAACAGUGAUCACACAGAAAUAGUUUUCGAAAUAGAAGAUGCUUUAGAUGGCAUACGUGAUAUUAUCUACCACCUGGAAACAUACGACGUGACAACGGUUCGCUGCAGCCUGCCAAUGUUGUUACUGGCCCGUCAUAUUAAAAGCACUGGCAUUAAGAUGAUACUAUCUGGCGAAGGUGCCGACGAAAUAUUGGGUGGUUACUUAUACUUUUUCAAAGCUCCAAAUCCUGUAGAGUUUCACAAAGAAUUAGUGAAGCGAGUCGAACUAAUAAAUGUAUCCGAUUGCCUGCGCGCCAAUAAAGUCACAAUGGCAAAAGGGCUAGAGUUGCGUGUGCCCUUCCUCGACACAGCUUUUGUAAACUAUGUGAUGUCCGUAAGACCAGAAGACAAGAUUCCUGGUGAUCUUAACUGCUUAGAUAAUCAACAAAAAUACCGUAUUGAAAAACACAUUCUGCGCGCUGCCUUUGCCAAUAAUUACCUACCCAACGAAAUAUUGUGGCGACAAAAGGAACAGUUUUCCGAUGGUGUCGGCUAUGACUGGAUUGACAGUAUUCGUCGCGUGGCGACCUCACAUAUAACUGAUGAACAAUUUGAUGCAGCUAACGUACGUUUCCCCAUUAACACACCAACGACUAAGGAGGCCUAUUACUAUCGUACAAUUUUCGAAGAGUUGUUCCCAGGUGCAGCAGCAGCGCAAACUGUGACACGUUGGGUGCCACGUUUGGAUUGGGGAUGCCCCGAGGAUCCAUCUGGUCGUGCUCAAGCUAUUCAUCAAGUGCAUCAGUGAGUGUAAGUGAGGAGGUUUAAAGACUGAACGUUAUCUGUAGACGUCGCGACGACUGCAAGUGUUUUUUAUUUUUGUAUGAAUAGAUAAGCAAAUAAAGUUAAAGAUAAUACAUACAUAUAUGCAUAUGGUUUGUUAUAUGUGAAAUAUACAUGUAUAUAAAUUGUA
This is a messenger RNA of Zeugodacus cucurbitae (melon fly), 2151 nucleotides long. RefSeq lists its product as uncharacterized. The transcript has a single exon. Lineage: Eukaryota; Metazoa; Arthropoda; Insecta; Diptera; Tephritidae. The coding region runs from base 313 to 1986 and encodes 557 amino acids. Gene Ontology annotation, cellular component: cytosol. Gene Ontology annotation, molecular function: asparagine synthase (glutamine-hydrolyzing) activity. The record is from RefSeq and is a predicted model, not a curated record.